AUGUACUCGCCGAACAGUAGCCAUGUUUCUGGCAACCACUGGAUGAGGCACGAUAGAAACCUCAUCAAGCCUGCCAGUGGUGCAAGGGCGGCAGCUCUCAGGCGCGCGCUCGGUACAAUGUGUAACAUCCCGACCACCUACGGAGUUCCCCCUAAAACAAUGAAGUUCAAACCUGCAACGCCGAACGGACAAACAUGGCCACUCCCUUACAGCGGCGCCACUACAAGAACACUGGCAGUGUUUCGCGCAGCGCCUGCGCUCAGCAGCCCUUUGACAAGAACGGCCUCCAAGCAGCGAUGCGAAACCAGUCUCGACCUAGCUCAAACGCGGACAACAAAGGGCAUCAUCGUAGCACAGAAUGCCAAGGUUCCUGGCCGCCGAUGGGUUCAGCCGCGCUUGAAGCGUGUUGCUGCCGACAUGCAGGGGCUGCAAACCGGCUGGCCGCUCACCCGAAUCUCCUGGGCGGGAGGUAGGAACCGAGGCAAUGCCGCUCGUCCAUUUGGUGGUGCAGCUGGUCUUUCCUCGCACACUCUGGCCAACUCGGUAUCCUUCUCAACCUCAGCCGCCGCCCAAGCCAAUUUAUUCAUGCGUUUUCCCGUCGACUCAAUUGCCAGCACUUUCCUGACGAGUAUCACGGCCCCGUCAUCCCUCACGCCUCAGACUGUUACCAAUCCGCUCGACCCCCGGGCCACCACAUUGGAUGCCCUGCUGGAUACCUCUACGAGGCUGCAGAUAACAAUCUCCCCAACAUUACAAACGACAAGUACGACAGCACUUGCACGCCCGGCUACGAAUGCAGUAGACAUUGCAAGUGAAGGCCCGAGGGCGGCCCCUACCACCAAAGCUACGGCCACGGCUGAGGCCGCUGCAGCGACUGCAAAAGUCGAGGCAAAAAUCGCCAGGCGUCAAACUGGCGAGGCGGACACGACCGCAGUCCCCCAGAGUGAGAGCGCCGACAUUGACCCUGCGAAAGGGCCGUUCCCGGGAGGCGUUCCGACGGCCGAGGAUGAUGUGCUCAUCACGGCGAUAUUCCUCAUCCUCUUUGCCCUGGGUGCUUUCACGCACAUCUCCAUCUUCCGAGCAAACUCCAAGCGUGGCCACAAGUUUCUCAUAUCGGACCUCAUGUUUGACUUUUGCAUGGUGCGAGUCAUGACGUGCAUCUUCCGCAUCGUCUGGGCAUUUUCUAGUCCACGCGGCGUCGUCUUGGCGGCAACCAUAUUCCAGAACGGCGGCACCGCCGUCAUCUUCGCCGUCAACUUGUUCCUCGCACAGCGCCUCGUGCGCUCCAUGCACCCUGCGUUUGGCUGGCGACCGGCUUUCAGCUGUCUCUCUCUGUUCCUGAUCUUCUCCGUGCCGGCCGUCAUCGUGAUGAACAUUAUUGCCACGGCCGUCAGCUUCUUCAGUGUCGGAAAGCCGGUCCAGCUACAAGCUGUCGAGGGGGUGCUCAAGUUUGGUGCGUCCUGGAAUAUGAUGCUGGUUGCCAUGCCCCUGUUGUGGGUGUUCCUCGCGAGCGCGACGGCGCAUUCAUCCUCCGAUGGGUUUGGCGUUGGUCAUUUAUCCCGCAAAGGAAGCCUGCUCGUUUUCAGUGCCAUCACAUUGGCGGUAGGGUCGGUUGUGAAGCUGGUGGCGAUAUCGAAUCCCGCCAGCGUCGCGGCCAUGUCUCCGCUGUUUACCAAAAGUGCCUUCUACACAACGGGCUUCAUGCUGGAGAUACUGACAGUCGCUGCGUACGCCCAUUUUCGCAUUGACUUGACUUUCCACAUUCCCAACGGGGCCAGCGGACCAGGAGACUACUCGCUGCCUCCCAGCGAUAAGCCCCGAUCGUGGACGGCAGGCGAGGUCGUGAGGGAAAUCGGCAAGAUUGGGGUCCGCUACGAGCUUUUGAGCUCCCAUAGCGGCCAGGGCAACAGGCAGGGGCCAGUACUCGCUCUACUGUAUCUCGACGCUACUGAAAAUGACGUGUCGGUCGACGCGGAGCUGGAUUUCGCGGAUCUGAGAAGCGCCAGGGUGAGCCGAAGGCAGAGUUUCAUGGAAGCGAUCCGGCCAAAAGAACCCGCACGGGCAAAGAGGUCAGCAAUGUAUAUCACCGAGAAGCAGACGCCCAGUCUGUUCAACGAGUAG
Messenger RNA from Cordyceps militaris CM01, 2121 nucleotides. RefSeq lists its product as uncharacterized. Bases 1 to 2121 code for a protein of 706 amino acids. The transcript has 4 exons. NCBI's taxonomy places the organism in Eukaryota, Fungi, Ascomycota, Sordariomycetes, Hypocreales, Cordycipitaceae. The record is from RefSeq and is a predicted model, not a curated record.